CCGAAAAUAUCCGAAACGCAAACUCUCGCUAAUCCAAUUAUAAUUUGGAGUAAAAUAAAAAAUAGAGGUGGCGCUAAAACUAACUGUCAUUGCGAUGUUGAUAAUUAAUAGACGUAAUUAAAAAAUGUCACAAUUAAAAUUAAAUUGCGGGUCAAUUAGUGACAGUAAUUAUCUUGAUCAAUCUGCAAUUGAAAGGAACAAUAAUUCUAGUGACAGUAAUUUAAUUACUGCAAUAAUAAAAUUUCGUAAAUUACAAAAUAAAAAUAAUGAAACCCAGCCACCGAAAUUGGUCACCGAUGAUCCCAAUCAUUUGGUAGCAAAUAACAAAUCCUAUGAAAUUUGUGGCAUUGAAUACGUCUGCCAUGGGUGUAAUAAACUAUUUAUAUCAGCAGGAAAGUAUAAUGAGCAUGUGCUGGUCAGUCAUGAAAAUAGAAAGUAUCUGAGACCUGAUGGAUUUAACGAGGAAUCCAAUAAGAAGUUUAAUUUGAAACGAAAAAUUUCCCUGGAGGAAAAACAAAUCUACAAGCACCCAUGUCCACAUUGUACACACACAAGUAAGACAAUGAGUGCUCUAAAAAUUCAUUUGGCCUCUCAUUCUGAUAUCCGCCCUCACCAAUGUCCACAUUGUAAUCGUGCUUGUAAGACUAAAUUCAAUUUGAGUCGUCACUUGCGUCUCCACUCUAGUUACCGGCCUCACAAAUGCCCUUAUUGCCCAUUUGACAGUACACGAUCCGACCAAUUAAAACGUCAUGUCCGUAGUCAUAUGGAUGAGAAAUCGUACGAGUGCGAUGUUUGUAAAAAAAAAAUUAAACGCUUACACAAUUUGAAAUCACACAAGACCACACAUCGAGCGAAUCUAUUUGCCAACCAAGCACACGAAUGUUCAAUUUGUGCUAAACAAUUUUCAGACAGGAGUAGUCUCAAGCUUCAUAAAAAAAUCCAUAGGAAAGGAAAUCGUUAUUAUUGUACUGAAUGUUCUUAUUCAGUAUCUAACGUAUCUACUUUAAGGAAUCAUUUUAAAAAAAAGGCGCAUUGGAAAACUUAAAUAGCAUUCAGUUCAUCACAAGAGUUACAGGCUUUAGAAGUCAUUUUUGAUACUUUUGUUGGUAUUUAAGAUUAUAAUUUAAUUCAUGUCAACAUGAAUUGAAUAUGUUGAUUAUUUUAAUAAUUUUAUAAUGAUUAUUGUAGCUGGUAAUAAA
This is a messenger RNA of Microplitis mediator, 1199 nucleotides long. RefSeq names its product zinc finger protein 182-like. The record is from RefSeq and is a predicted model, not a curated record. Lineage: Eukaryota; Metazoa; Arthropoda; Insecta; Hymenoptera; Braconidae. The transcript has 3 exons. Bases 125 to 1045 code for a protein of 306 amino acids.